Messenger RNA from Salvia miltiorrhiza (redroot sage), 1380 nucleotides. RefSeq lists its product as uncharacterized. The transcript is spliced from 5 exons. The record is from RefSeq and is a predicted model, not a curated record. Lineage: Eukaryota; Viridiplantae; Streptophyta; Magnoliopsida; Lamiales; Lamiaceae. The coding region runs from base 246 to 875 and encodes 209 amino acids.
CCUAGUCUAAAUUCCACUCGAAUUUAUCAAGUCAAGAUAUUCAAAAGAAUGAUCCAAAUUUCCCUCCAUAUCACCUAAACAAUUUGUGUGGAAUUCAGACUGCUACUUCACUUUUGAAAUACAAAUACAUUCCAAUAUUUCAAAGUCGAACGUGUGUGUUAAAAGUGUAAAUUAAUCAAAAUUACGGGUGUACACAUGUAAUAGUAGUAAUAUCUUGAAGCAGCUAGCUCUGAGCUGAUACCAAAAUGAUUCGCUCAAUACCAACCGUCUCUUCUUAUCUAUCUCACCUCCAAACUGACUACGUCCAAACUUCCGCCAUCACUGCUGUUUCCAGCUGCUACACGUCUCCGAGAGACACGAUUUCACGCGUUUAUGCAAGCGCCGCUCUUUCCGCCGGCAGCGGAGGUAUCAGCCGUCCGGUGCGUCGCCGGAGCACCCCGACGGCGACGGAGGCGACUUCCACCACCGUUGAGCUAGAUUCCGCGGCAGGCACCGUCAGGAAGUUCUACGACGGAAUCAACCGUCGCGAUUUGGCGUCGGUUGAGGAUCUCAUCGCUCUCAACUGCGUCUACGAAGAUCUCAUCUUCUCCCAGCCUUUUACCGGCCGUGAGGCAAUCCUUGAUUUCUUCAAGCAGUUCAUUGAUUCCAUCAGUGGGGAUUUACAGUUCGCCAUUGAUGAGAUAUCUGAGGAGGACACCUCGGCUGUAGGAGUUACUUGGCAUCUUGAAUGGAAGGGAAAACCUUUUCCCUUUAGCAGAGGAUGCAGCUUUUAUCAAUUGGAUGUGAUUAAUGGACAGAGACAAAUAGUUUUCGGGAGGGAUGCUGUGGAACCUGCAAUCAAGCCUGGAGAGACGGCCUUGGCCACAUUUUCUUGACCCGAGAGGAUUUCUGGCUGGAUUGAAGUCCUCAUUUGGCCUAUUGUCUCGGCCCGGACCAAAGCAUAUGCAUAUAUAUGGCCUGAAAAGACUGGACGAUAUUGGCAGUCAGACUGGGCCAUGCUUUUUGUAGACUAAUAGAUUCAAUAGUUUGACAACUCUAAUCUUUACUAAUGAACCACAAAAUUGUCUUUCGAUUAAUUAACAGCCAAAUUCGAAGCUUUUUUCACUUACAAUGUGUGAAUGCUUCCAGGUUGCGAUCAGAGGAGUUACUUGGCUGCUGCAGAACUUCCCUUUCUUGGGCGACCGUUUAUAGUUACAAACACGACGUUAUGCUGAGGAGACUCGCCUCGAUAGUAAAUGAAGAGGUACUACGAGAAGAACGUAAGGGGCCUCGGAAGCCACUUAGUGGUCGAAUAUUGGCUCGUACAUAUGUAUGUAAAUACAUGCUUGUAGCUUAUUGUAUGGAUGAAAAUAAGAAGUUAAUAUACACAAAAUUUAUGUA